AUGGCGACGUUCGAGCUACGCACCAGUCGCCAAAAGGGCCCCAAGUUGGGCAAAGUCAGAGUGAACCACUCGCUCUUGGAUGAAAAUGUCAGAAAUCCGGAGUCAAUAAGGAUUCUGGCAUUGAGUCCAUUUUCUGCAAGCAAUGAGGCUGGGAUCGCCUCCACGUUGGGAAUGUCCCGCAAAAGAUCCACAAAUCGGGAACUGAUGGUGUCUGAAUUGGUGUGA
This is a messenger RNA of Ogataea philodendri, 225 nucleotides long. RefSeq lists its product as uncharacterized. The record is from RefSeq and is a predicted model, not a curated record. The transcript has a single exon. Bases 1 to 225 code for a protein of 74 amino acids. NCBI's taxonomy places the organism in Eukaryota, Fungi, Ascomycota, Pichiomycetes, Pichiales, Pichiaceae.